This is a messenger RNA of Copidosoma floridanum, 2293 nucleotides long. RefSeq names its product GMP reductase 1. Gene Ontology annotation, molecular function: GMP reductase activity. The record is from RefSeq and is a predicted model, not a curated record. Gene Ontology annotation, biological process: nucleotide metabolic process. Gene Ontology annotation, cellular component: GMP reductase complex. NCBI's taxonomy places the organism in Eukaryota, Metazoa, Arthropoda, Insecta, Hymenoptera, Encyrtidae.
UCUACUUUUCCACGGGGAGGUUAGAAUUUCGAAUGUUCAAGUGCAGGUGGAUCGGUUCGAGCACGACGAGUCCGCUGUCGCGUCUGCUCGUGACAGCGGGUCAGGAGCAGCAGCGCAGCCGCGUAGCCGGAUCAUCAUCAUCAUCAUCAGCCAAGCCGCAGCGCAGCAGCAACAACAGCAGCCGCGCCAGUAGGCGCAAACGUUCUUGCUCAGUUGCGGAACAGCAGCGGUAUCAUCAGCACCACAACAAGAGGAGAAGGGGAACGUUAAUUACCACUGACAGCAGCAUCAGUUUCAAAGUUGGAAUCGCAGGUAGACAUCAGGCAAUUGUCGUGACAGAAGGAGUAGGAGGAUUGCAGAGGAGAAGCUUGCAUCUCAGUGCCAGGAUGCCAAACAUCAUCAACGACGUCAAGCUCGACUUCAAGGAUGUACUCCUUAGGCCUAAAAGGAGCACUCUCAGGAGUAGAUCAGAUGUGGAUCUUUACCGAGACAUAACUUUUCGUAAUUCAAAACUCACUUACAAUGGCAUUCCCGUGAUGGCCUCGAACAUGGACACAGUCGGCACCUUCGAAAUGGCAAGAGCACUGGCCAAGCACGGCCUAUUCACCACUGUACACAAGUACUACACGACCGAGGAUUGGAAGGAGUUCGCCGCGGAGAAUAGGGACUGCUUGAUGCACAUGGCAGCAAGCUCAGGGACGAGCAACGAAGACUUCGAGCGCCUGUCAAGCAUCUUGGCAGCUGUUCCCGAGCUGCUGUUCAUCUGCAUAGAUGUUGCCAACGGGUAUUCCCAGCAUUUCGUCGAGUAUGUUAGGAAAGUUAGAUCACAAUUUCCUGAACACACGAUAAUCGCUGGAAACGUAGUUACUGGUGAAAUGGUAGAAGAAUUGAUUCUGUCUGGUGCAGAUAUCAUUAAAGUUGGAAUUGGCCCCGGAUCUGUGUGCACUACACGCAUGAAAACUGGCGUUGGCUAUCCUCAAUUGAGUGCAGUAAUUGAGUGUGCAGAUGCUGCUCACGGACUCAAAGGUCAUAUUAUUUCUGAUGGUGGCUGUGUGUGCCCAGGAGACAUAGCAAAGGCUUUCGGUGCUGGCGCCGAUUUUGUUAUGGCUGGUGGCAUGUUUGCAGGCCACGAUGAGUGCGGAGGUGCAGUUACUGAGAGAGACGGGAAAAAAUUUAAACUGUUUUAUGGCAUGGCUUCUAAUACAGCUAUGACUAAACAUUCUGGUGGAGUGGCUGAUUACAGGUCAUCAGAAGGCAAAACUGUUGAAGUGCCUUACAAAGGACCCGUAGACGCAACAAUAUUAGACAUACUCGGAGGUUUGCGCUCAGCCUGUACUUAUGUCGGGGCAUCUCGUUUGCGCGAACUGCCCAGACGUGCCACUUUUAUAAGAUGCACUCAACAGUUGAACAACAUUUUUGGUACUCCAAUGUAAAUGUAAAAACGUGAUUUAAAAAAAAAAACUUUAUUUUCACGUAUUGAAAAUUAGCCCGAAUUUUUAAUAGAAAAAAUACGCAUCAAGUGCCAUGAACUAUUUAAAGGUGCGUGCACACUUCUCGUGUAAUAAUGAAACGAAGGUUUUUUUCUCGCUAAAGUCAAUAUUUGAAAUGCACGUACACGAAGCGCUUCAAUCGUUGAACGAUUGAUCAAACAUUUCGUAGGUUCCGCUUCAUAAUAUACUUACAAAAUAAGAAUCGAUCGUGACGGCUCUUUUCACCGUGUGUAAAUAUUAAAUAAACAAUAUCGAUACAAUAGAAUUUUUCAUGGAAUAUUUUUCGGUAAUGGUAACUAAUAUCGCUUUUAAGCCCUGUACACUUCUAUAGUGAUUAUUGAGCAGUACUUGGAGAUAUUGUAAAAAUAAUUUAUUCAUCUUGCUGCAUUUACGGGAUCUUUGAUUUUUCAACGUACAUUGAAAAUACAAAUAAAUGUAAUUAAUGUUAAUGUACAGAAAAGGGGCUAAAUGACGUUAAUUAAAGAAUGUUGAGUAUACAACAAAAAUAGCUAAUUGUACGGAAAUUGUAAACAAUGAAGAGAGAUUAUACUUUAUUUUUAACUUAAAAGCUUAAUAGUCUACAUUAUUCAUUAGAUGCACGUGAAAAAUUUCAUUUUGUAUCUUAACAAAGGGAUUAGUUUGAUAGACCUCAACUUUUAUAGGCAAAAACAGUAUUAGCUAACAUUAUCAAUAUAGAUAACUAGACAAUGCACAGCUGUAUUUUUUACCAAAGAAAAACAAUAAAUGGCCUGAAUGUGUAUCGAAAAAAAAAACAAAAAACGGAAAUGUAUGAAAAUAAAAUU